Molecule: messenger RNA, 445 nt
Organism: Ilex paraguariensis (yerba mate)
Lineage: Eukaryota; Viridiplantae; Streptophyta; Magnoliopsida; Aquifoliales; Aquifoliaceae
Source: the annotation of a GenBank genome assembly
GUCAUACAAAACUCCUUCUUCCAUUGCUUUCAUGAUCGUAUGCUGCUGCUUCAUCAUUUGGCUCAUCAUCGUCCCAGCGGGAGUAGUACUAGCCUCUACGCCUAGCAAGGAUGGCAGUAAGAUGAAAGUACAUCCACGACCCCCCCCUAAGGCCGGUUCUCGAACUGCUGUGCGCAUUUCCCGCAGCGCUUGUAACUACGGGAACCGUUGUAAGAGGGCAGUAACAGGACAACCCUCACCUACGGCCGGUUCUGCAAUAGGCCGAAGUCCAACUUUGCCAGCCUGUACCUACGAGAACCGUUGUAAACGCGUACCUCCCCCGUAGGUUGGAAAAUCAGAAGCAGCAUUUUCCAUUGAAAUUACAUACGAAUUACCAAGUCAUAUAUUGUGUCCCUUUGCCUGCAUGCAAACAUGUUUGUCUUUGUCCUGUUUUAAUAUAGAGCAA